Molecule: messenger RNA, 1721 nt
Organism: Fragaria vesca subsp. vesca
Lineage: Eukaryota; Viridiplantae; Streptophyta; Magnoliopsida; Rosales; Rosaceae
Product: pentatricopeptide repeat-containing protein At2g15690-like
Exons: 1
Coding region: 95-1522 (475 amino acids)
Biological process (GO): RNA modification
Molecular function (GO): zinc ion binding; protein binding; RNA binding
Source: RefSeq, a predicted model, not a curated record
GAGAGAAAAUGUUGUAUUAUUUCAAGCUGCACAAAGAGACUUGGUUUUAAAACAAAGGCCUUAUCACACUUGCUAGCUAGCUUCAGCAGCAACAAUGGCUUCAGUCACUUGGCUUCAGCCAACCAACUCCACAAUCUCUUCUUCUCGCUUCAAACCUCACCCCACCACUCCAAACCCUAACCCUCAUCAUCUCUUCCUCAAAACCCAACCUUUCUCAUCCUUCAAUCCCACCCCACCCAACCCAUUUCGCACUUCCGCCGUCAAUAAUCCCAGCACCAACCGCCGCUACACCCGCUCCUCUCCGCCGCAACCCACCCGCCCUCGCUCCAAACCCGUAUUCAAAACCCAACCCACCAACUACCCGACCCGAAAUGAACCAAAUGUGGGCGACCCAUCACUGAAAGACGUGGACUUGAUGGGUCUGUGCAAGGAGGGCAAGGUCGAAGAGGCCUUGGAGUAUAUGGGUCAUGGCGUUUCUGCCGAUUACGGUGUUUUCUGUGCGUUGGCGGAGCUCUGUGACGGCUUGAAAUUUGGGAGGAAGAUUGAGCAGUACUUGAAAUUGACGCCUUUUGGUAGAGAUAUCGAGUUGAAUGUGAAAUUGAUUGAAAUGUAUGCCAAAUGUGGGAGCACUAGAGAUGCACGCAAGGUGUUCGAUAGAAUGCCUGAGAGGGAUUUGAGGGUGUGGCAUUCGAUGAUCAAUGCGUAUGCGGCGAAUGGGGAAGGGAGUGAGGGGGUGGUGUUGUUUGAGAGAAUGAGGAGUGAGGGGUUGAAGCCGGAUAAGGAGAGUGUUGCGGUGGUGUUGGCGGCGUGCGCGAGUGCGGGGGCGGUGGAAGAGGGGGUGAGGUACUUUGAAUCGAUGGAGGAUGAGUAUGGGAUUGUGCCGGAGAUUGAGCAUUAUGUAGGGGUUGUUGAUGUGCUUGGGAAGUCUGGUCAUUUGAAUGAAGCUGUGGAGUUCGUUGAGAGGAUGCCGUUUGAGCCUACCACGGAAGUUUGGGAGGCUCUUAGGGACUUGGCACGGAUUCAUGGAGAUCUUGAGCUUGAAGAUCGCGCGGAGGAGUUGUUGGUUAGUUUUGAUCCUUCUAAGGCUAGUGGUGAUAAAAUGCCGUUGCCUCCAAGGAAGAAGUACUCUGAGAUUAACAUGCUGGAGGUGAGGAAUAAGGUGAGUGAGUAUAGGUGUAUAGACAUAUAUGGAGAGUCAUAUGAGCAAUCGAAAGGUUUGAGAGGACAGAUGAGGGAAGCAGGUUAUGUGCCGGAUACUAGGUACGUGUUGCACGACAUUGAUCAGGAAGCAAAAGAGCAGGCUUUGCAGUAUCAUAGCGAACGGUUGGCAAUUGCUUAUGGUCUGAUCAGUACACCUGCUAGGCAAACUCUACGGAUUAUAAAGAACCUUCGUAUCUGUGGUGAUUGCCAUAAUGCAAUUAAAAUCAUGUCGAAGAUUGUUGGGAGGGAGCUGAUUGUUAGGGAUAACAAGCGGUUCCAUCAUUUCAAGAGUGGGAAAUGCUCAUGUGGAGAUUACUGGUAAAGUUAUAAGGUGAUGGAAGUUUCUCUCCAAAACCAGGGUGUGGUGCCAUGUUAUGUAAUGCAACUUCAUUGCUGCACCCGAAAAACCAAAAUGAAAAACUUUUGCUAGAAAUUGACUUGGGGAAUCUUAUGAGCAUCCACUGUACAUUAUUCAUGUAGUUAAAUUCAGUUAAAUCAAAUAGAAAGAGUGAUGUUUUUGU